Messenger RNA from Plutella xylostella (diamondback moth), 2759 nucleotides. RefSeq lists its product as uncharacterized. The record is from RefSeq and is a predicted model, not a curated record. NCBI's taxonomy places the organism in Eukaryota, Metazoa, Arthropoda, Insecta, Lepidoptera, Plutellidae.
UCAUUUGGUUUAAAAUCAAAAUCAAGGAACAAUACAAAAACAAUUUACUUAUAAAAAUGUCUAUAAAAUCAAAUAUUACCCUGAUUGACUUAUCAAAACAAUUACCUUUUGAAAUUGAUAAUGAACUACGGGAAAAGUUAUGUUUUGCUGAGACUCUCGUAAUUUCUUGCUGUCACGAUGAUCGUUUCGAACACGACGACACAUCCGAGGAUGUGUGUACGGAACCGGAAGCAGAACCCGAAGGAUCCGAGGAGAUAGUCGAGUUCCAGGAAGCCAAAGAGGUAAAGAGUUAUGUGGAGGAUGAGGAAGAGUUAGCUGAAGAAGAGAAAGAAGACGAUGAUUAUCAUUUCUUCUUCUUCCCGGACUGCGCGAAACCAGCACCUAAAGACAGCCAAGCAACUAUAAUAAUGCAAAAUGGGAUGCCCGUCAUAAACAAAUUUAAAAAACCCUCUGUAAAAUGCACUUGCCCCUUAGAUGAAGACGGCCAAUGUAAGUGCUUCCUCAAAUACCCUUGCAAAUGUGGUGCUAAAACAGCUGCUGAAUGUGUAUGUGACCAAGCUGAUAUAGAAAAAAUAUGUAUCUGUCGUCCUCAUAAACCCAAUUUAAGUUGUAAAUGCCACAAAGCUAAAAUAUGUACUUGUACUGGCGUAGUGGAACCAUCUUGCCAUUGUAAAAAGGUAAAAAAGGUUUGCGUUUGUGAUCCUACCACGUAUCCCUACCCUGUAUGUCCAUGCAAGCCUUGUAAAUGUGACCACGAAAGACCAAUAUCACCGAUGUGUGUCUGCAAGCCAUGUGUAUGCGAUGAUACACGGUCCCCGGCACCUGUUUGCAUUUGUAAACCCUGCAUUUGUGAGGGUGAGGAAGAUCCUCAACCAGUCUGUCAUUGCGGUGACUCUGAAUCCGCUGCAACAGUUCACACGAAGACAUGGACGUAUGAAAUGAAUGAAGAGGCGUCAGAAGAAGAAAACUUUCCAGAAAUUGUGGAACAAAAAGCAUCAUCCAUAAAAUGUGAUUGCCAGAAACCAGACAAGUGUCAGUGUAUGGCGAAAGGAAACAAGGACCCUUGCACAUGCCCCGACCAACGUUGCAUCUGUGGGUACCUGAACACUUGUCUUUGUGGACCACCGAAAUUAGAGCACCAGCGAAUGGGUGGAUCUGGAGAAGGAUCACGUGAAUCGGAAAACGAGUCUGUAUGCAGUUGUGGUCUCCCACCUGUUUGUAAAUGUAAAGGGACUACUGAUAAUUGCAAGUGUUUUGAUAAGGAACCAGAAUGCACAUGUGGAAACCCUGAAGACUGUCAAUGCUUUCGAACGUGUGAAUGUGAUGACCCUUGUGAUUGCGACAAAUACGCAGAGAAAGAAUGUCAGCAAUGUGCUUGCUUGGACCCAAUGAAACCUGGAGAUCUCGUAUGCACUUGUCCUCAAAAGAAACCAACUAAUCAAUUGGUAAGGGUUAAAACAAAAGAUGGAUAUCGAUGGUGUCACCGAGUAGAUCCGAAACAUACGUUCUUUGACUACGGAUAUGAUAGGUUUGAUCUUAUUAACAAAAAAAGCGAGACGAGUGAGAAGCUCAAGAUUUUGGGGCUCUAUGACAAAAAGGAUCCUACUGGUGAUGGAGCUGGUGAAACAAAUGACGUGAACGUACCUGUAUACAAGAAAGAGGUUAAAAAGCCUAGUAUGGAUUGCUGCAGCACUGUUGGAGGAAUGACGAUAAGUGUACAACACUUGGGUGAAGACAAAGACAAAUUCCUUGUGGAAGUGGUUUCCAACAUGUCCAAGGAAGGAGCGAAGACGGGCUCUAAGCUGAUCAGUAUCGUCGAUAGCAACCUCCACACGAUGGAAGAAAGCCGGACUGAAAAUAUAACAAAAAAGGAGAAAAUAAGAGAAAUGCGCAACUACAUGAGCAUUUGCGAGACUGGCUACUACAACAAAGUGACGAGUGUGUGCGGAGAAAAGACCCACAUAAAGAGGCUGAACCACUCCUUUGAAACUGCACACAAUUUCCUUCUAGAAGGUGCGAAUAUGGUACUGAUGAGGUACUUCGCCCUCAUCAGACACAAGGGUGUUGUGCAGACUGAUACAGUUUUGAUCGCCGGAGAAAUAUGCGAAAGCGUUUAUAAUUGUCUGGGCGUAAGCCAGGCGGUGGUGAACGGACACCCAAUGUUUGUAGUGAAGGUGGAACGUCACAUCAUCACACCGACUGGUGCAGUGCAUCAGACCCUGACUGUCCUUACUUUGAGAGGUUACACGAUAAGUCAGGAAUGGUCGGACACAUCGUACGUCAUCCAUAUAAACCCUCUGCUGAGGGUGGACCCUGUGAAGGAUGAGAUCGAGCAGCACGCCCCGCUGAGGGAGACGUGGCGACAGGAUAUGCAGCUGUUCUCCGAUUAUUUGGAUAUGAAGAGCGCAAGAACGUCGGAAGGCGCGCGCUACAUUGCGGAAAACGGUGCGCUAACAGGAGUCAUACGAGAAUACCUGCAGUCACUGCUGAUGCUGAAGCCAGCCCAGGCGCUCCACUUCACCCAGCACUACUUCAGUACCAUGCUGGACUCCAUCGACGUGCCACACGACGAGUUCUUUGACCCCUGCUCGAGGAGGGUCAGGUAUUACUUCUUUGAAGAUUAAAGAGUUAUUUUGGAUGAUGGUUUUUUUGGAAUGAUGUUUCGGAUUUGUUUAUUGGCUUUAAAAAAUAUGGUGGGAUGUAAAAUUUUCUUGUGUUAAGUUUACAUGCAUUUGGAUAAUAAAUUGAUUUAUAAUUGA